Molecule: messenger RNA, 6889 nt
Organism: Acanthochromis polyacanthus (spiny chromis)
Lineage: Eukaryota; Metazoa; Chordata; Actinopteri; Pomacentridae
Gene: unc5a
Product: unc-5 netrin receptor A
Exons: 16
Coding region: 553-3312 (919 amino acids)
Biological process (GO): netrin-activated signaling pathway; anterior/posterior axon guidance
Cellular component (GO): membrane
Molecular function (GO): netrin receptor activity; protein binding
Source: RefSeq, a predicted model, not a curated record
AGGACGCUCCGUUCCCGGCGAGCAAUCCGCAAUCCGUUCCUGGUUUUGCUCCUCCGCUCAGCGCAGCGUAGAUACCUUCCCUGACUCUCAGCACUCCAGCAUUGCUGUGCAAGCAGAUGUUCUUUCUCCGAUGCCAAUACAAUUUUCGCAUUUGGAGAAGGUACUCUUUCGCGCGAAGGCUGCACAAAGUGGCAAGAAACAGGCAGAAACUGCCUCCGCUGCUCGGCUCAGUCACACAGGGAGACUUGUGAAACGGAUAGCUGCUUUUGGAAACGGGCUACAGUUGUAAAAUUUAAAAAAAAAAAAAACAGCGGCGGCGGCGGAGAGCCAGGCAGCAGUUUAUUUACCACACCUGUGAUGCGUUGUUCUGAGCAACGAAGACGCACGACCUGGAUACUGAUGGCCAUGGUACGGCAGGAGGAUAUGUGCUGAGGAAGAGACUUGGGCGUUGUGAAUAAGUGCUACAGAGGACACUCUCCGGACCUUAUAAAGCCCAGUGUGCCAGUGUUUUGUCUCGGCUCUCUGCCUUUUCAAACUUAAGUGAUAAAAACCAUGAAGAUGCCCUCACUUCUGGGGCCCUUUGUCCGCUGCAGGUUCAGCGCUACGCUCCUCGUGCUCUGGCUCGCGUUUGCUGGCUUCACCUGCACCGCUGGUUCCGAGCACACCGCCACAGCGACCCUUCCUGCCGCCUUCUCGGACCUGUUACCUCACUUCCUCGUGGAGCCCGAGGACGAGUACAUCGUGAAGAACAAGCCGGUGACUCUGACCUGCCGCUCCACACCGGCCACGCAGAUCUACUUCAAGUGCAACGGCGAGUGGGUUCACCAAGACGAUCACCUGAUCGAGCGGACCGUUGAUCCAGCUACAGCGCUGCCAGUCAUGCAGGUGACAAUUGACAUCACCAGACAGCAGGUGGAGAAGAUCUUUGGUCUCGAUGAGUACUGGUGUCAGUGCGUCGCCUGGAGCACCACGGGAACCCAGAAGAGCCAGAAAGCUUACAUCAGGAUUGCAUACCUGAGAAAGAACUUUGAGGAGGAGCCGCAGGGUAAAGAGGUGGCAUUGGACCAGGAGGUGUUACUGCGUUGCCAUCCCCCGGAGGGAGUGCCACAAGCCGAGGUGGAGUGGCAGAGAAAUGAGGAUGUGAUCGACCCAGCAAGUGACCCCAAUUUUUUCAUCACGACUGACCAUAAUCUCGUCAUCAAAAAAGCCCGGCUGGCGGACACAGGCAACUACACGUGCGUGGCCAAAAACAUUGUUGCUCGCCGCAAAAGCACCUCUGCCACGGUCCUAGUCUAUGUCAACGGCGGCUGGUCCACGUGGACCACCUGGUCGUCCUGCAGUGCCGUGUGUGGGCGUGGCUGGCAGAAGAGGAGUCGGAGCUGCACCAACCCCACGCCACUGAAUGGAGGCACAUCCUGUGAGGGGCAGAACGUCCAGAAAAGUGCCUGUGUGGCCACCUGUCCAGUGGACGGAGGCUGGAGCGAGUGGAGCAAAUGGUCGGCGUGUGGAGCGGACUGUUCGAUGUGGAGGACCAGGGAGUGCACCCAGCCUUCGCCCGGCACUGGGGGCAAAGAGUGCCAGGGCCUCGACCUGCAGUCUCUCAACUGUACCAGCGAGCAAUGCCCACAGACGGUGAGCGGGGCCGAGGACGUGGCGCUCUACGUGGGCAUGGUGGCGGUGGCCCUGUGUCUGACUCUGCUGCUCAUCGUGGUGGUCCUGGUCUACCGGCGAAAGAAGGAGGGCCUGGACGCUGACGUGGCCGACUCCUCCAUCCUCACCACUGGCUUCCAGCCCAUGGGCAUCAAGCCCAGCAAGCCAGGUGUGUGGGCACCGCGGCCACGCAGGCCUCCCCCCCACAGCAAGAACUCCCAUUUGCUCACCAUCCAGCCUGAUCUAACCACCACCACCACCAGCUACCAGGGCACCUUGCGGUCUCGCCACGACGCCACCGGGAAGUUUUCGAUGACCAACGGGCCUCUGCUGGACCCGCUUCCCAACGGCUCGCACAGUCUGCACAACGGCAAGCUCAAUUCAGACCCCGCUGAGUUUGUGAGCAGGCUGUCCACUCAGACCUAUUUUAAAACUCUGCCCCGCGAUGUCGCCAACACCUCCUAUGGGACCUUUAACUUCCUUGGCGGGAGGCUGACGAUCCCCAGCACAGGAAUCAGUCUGCUCAUUCCUCCCGAGGCCAUCCCCAGAGGGAAGAUCUAUGAGAUUUAUCUCACUGUUCAGAGGAAGGAAGAUUUAAGGUUACCCCUGGCCGGCUGCCAGACCCUCCUCAGCCCCGUUGUGAGUUGUGGCCCUCCAGGGGUGGUCCUGAGCCGGCCGGUUAUCCUCAGCAUGGACCACUGCUUUGACGCAUGCCUUGAUAACUGGGCCGUCCGCCUCAAGAAGCAGAACUACGAGGGUGUUUGGGAGGACGUCCUCCUGAUGGGGGAGGAGCUGGUGUCGGAGCCUUAUUACUGCCAGCUCGAGGCCGAGACAUGCCGGCUGUUCUCGGAGCAGCUGGGCACCUUCGCCCUGGUUGGAGAGUCCCUGCACAUGGGCGCAGCCAAGCGCCUCCGGCUGGUGCUCUUCUCGGACGCGUACUGCUCCACGCUGGAGUACAACAUCAGGGUGUACUGCAUGGACGACACGCAGGAUGUCUUUAAGGAGGUGAUGCAAAUGGAGCGGCAGCUCGGGGGUCGCCUGAUUGACGAGCCCCACGUCCUGCUUUUCAAAGACAGCUACCACAACCUGCGCCUCUCCAUCCACGACAUGCCCCAGGCGCACUGGAGGAGCAAGCUGCUAGCCGGCUACCAGGAGAUCCCGUUCUACCAUAUCUGGAAUGGUUCCCAGCGGUACCUGCACUGCACGUUCACUCUGGAGCGGCUCAGCCUCAGCACCUGUGAGCUCACCUGCCAGCUGUGUGUGUGGCAGGUGGAGGGGGAGGGACAGAGCUUUAGCCUCGACUUUAACAUUGCCAAGGACACUCGGGCGGUGGACUCUGAGUUUCUGUUAAUGGACAGUAAUGCCACAGCUCUGGCAGGGCCCAGCGCCUUUCAGAUCCCGUACCUCAUCAGGCAGAAGAUCUGCAGCAGCCUGGAUGCUCCAUGUCCCAACGGAGCCGACUGGAGAAUGCUAGCACAAAGACUCAAACUGGAGAGACACAUGAGUUUCUUUGCAUCCAAAGCGAGCCCAACCUCUGUGAUCCUGGACCUGUGGGAGGCACAACAUUUCCACAGCGGCAACAUCAACCAGCUGGCCACGGUCAUGGCUGACAUUGGCAAACAGGAAGCCAUGAUAUUCCUGGUCUCUGAUGGCGAGUGCUAACCCAGAAAAGGGGGAGAGACUGGUGCAGAGGAAAAGUACAGAACACAACACACACAUUUAAAAAAACAACAAUAACCGCAGCAGGAAUCGAAGAUCAGAGCUGUCCCAGUGUCCCUCCUCUUCACUUUAGAAGAUGAAAAGGGUUUAUGUAGGAUUGAGUCCCUAUUUCCCAUCAAAGAGUAAAAAUCUUUAAAUGUCAGACCAAAUGAGAAAAUAAAAAAUAGAGUUUAAGUGUGUGGGGAAAUGUAUUCACAAGCUCAGUAGAGAAAAUACCCUUUAUUUUCUAUCAAAGAUUAAAUUGGUCCACACCCUGGUUCUACUGUAAGCAUAACAUGAAAUUAACUUCACGCCUUUAUUUCUUUUUUUUUUUAAAUAGGCCACUUAUGGCUAUUAAGGAGCAAUAUGCAAAUGAUUAUUACUACUGAUGGCCAAUAUUGCAAAUUCCGCAAGUGUUUUUUUGAACUUAGAUUCAAAAAUGAUGACACUUUAAAUACUGAAAUGAAGAAAGGUAACAAAAGGAGAUUUCAGGUUAAAGAGAACAGGCGACAUAUGCAAUUGGCAGGUUUGUUACACGACAUUAUCUCAACAACCCAGUGACACUGUACGUCAUACGUGUUAUCUGUUCACCUGGGCUUGUAGCACAUCCUGGACUUGCAGGUUUUAAAACAGAUUGUACGUCAGAGCCCCCCUCCCCUCCAAAAAAAAAAAAAGCUCGUCUCAUCUGGUUUGUGUGUUUUUUUCAGUCCAGCCGGUAUCAGUACUGUGAAUGUAACAUCUUGACAUCUUGAUUCAGUGAGACGCUUCACAGCUUUCCCCGCUUCUAAAUCGAUAUAUGUGAGGUUUUGGGCUCUCUGGAAAAAUUUUUUAAAGGGAGGAGUGAGUAAUAUCUUCACUAAAGUCAUAUUUCAGAAGCCAUUUCUAUUUAAAGCCUGUGAUUUUGAUCCAUCAGGUUUAUUUCGCGUCUUAUAUUACUCCAAUCGUUCAUUGUGGCGUUUUUUUCUGUUUUAGAUCCCACAGCUAAUGAAGGAGCCAUAGGGCCGAAAGGCGUUCCAGCUGCAUAUAUGUGAACACUGAAUGUCGUCGAAGCUCAUUUCUAAUAUGACAUUUUCCCCUUGAUUACAUUGAUUCUGUAGUACAGCAACAUCGCCCACAGGGUUUUUAUCCCCUAUAAAUAAUGUAGUGCACUUUCCCACUGAAAAUCUGACAACAAAUUCUUCAAAAUCUUCUUGAGAUUACUCAUGUUGAAAGGGUAAUUGUGCAGUUUUGUUUAUUAUUAUUCAUAAGGCAAUGUUGGUGGGAAUUCUGUAUUUGCUGUGUGGCAAACAGUAUUUCCACAUCAGAGAAAAACUCAGAUAAAGUCAAGAGUGGCUUAUUCAUAAUGUCUGCUCACAAAAGAUGCUUUGAGAGGAUUUCUUUUUUUUUUUUUUUUUUUUGUUGCUGCUGUUAUUUCAAGCCUGGAUGGCAAAAAUUCUGAAGUAGAUUCGUGCAAAAAUUCAUAACAACCACUCACCUGUUUAUUUUUCUUACAUAGCUCUACUUCAAAUCAGGCAACAUUUCCUUUAAGUCCAAUUCAGUUUGUAAAGGUGUGAGCAAUCCCAAACUAGCCAUAGUUCUCUCUGUGUCUGCCUCAGGGUUGCAUGUGAAGCUGUCUGUUCAGAGUUGUGAAGAAAGCCCCGUUCAUCGAACCCCGUCUCAUUUAAACAACUAGAAAUCCUUCAGUGGUUUCAACCUUUAAGAUUAAGUGGAGCCUCUUUUAUGAUUGUCAGAUAUUUGGAAUGUACGUUUGUUUCCUUGUAGUGGAGGAAAAGUGUCUUUUUUUUUUUGAUUGCUCGCUUCUUUUAAAGUAGUUUUUAUAUGGCAUCUAAGCACCUGUUGACUCCUCCCCUUAAACACGCCUCCCCUUGGCGACGCUCCUGUUGCUAUUUUAUAUAGAGAUGCCAUGAAAUAAAAUGUUUGUAGAAACCCUGGAGUCGAUCCCCUUUCAGAUAAAAUGGUGAUUCCACCUUAAAUGAAUCUUUUCAUGUUGAAACGGAUCAUCGCCACAUGUAAUAUGUAAAUACUUUUUCUAUACCAGCCGUGUGCUGUCACUUUGCAUACUGUAUAUCAGCAGAAUUGGUAACCAAAGUUUUCUGAAUUAUCAUUUGAGGCCACUACAUCCUCAUAUUGUACCCAUGAAAUAUUGUUUGGGCGCCGUUUUUACCUGCAGCUAGGAUAGAAUAAGUCAGAGUUGCUGUCUCUUCGAAACCGCGGACGUAAAAGUCCAGAUUAUUUUCUCUCAUUUCCUUGCAUUUGUCUUUGAGGCAAGUUAAAUGCUGUUUGUUUAAGCGGUAAUGUGUGUCAGUUUCUUUUAUCACUUUGUAAACAAAUGUAAAUUAUAUUUUAAUAUGAAGCCAAAAAAAAGACACUUAACUGGCGCAGCAUUUGUCAAGUCUAAACCGUGACGUGUUUGCCUAUAUACUGUUCUUUGGCGAUCUAGCAGUGAAGACUAUUUGCAGUGUUAAGGGUUUAGGGACUGUUUUACAGGAAGUUUCUAUACACAUAUUUUGUUCGUCCUUACUCUGCAUAAGUCUCCCUGAUUAUUUCUAUAACUGUAAGCAUUUAAAUACAAGCUGGAAACAGCCAGUGAUGCUUAGUGAAGGCUAUUUGGAGAAGGAGGAAAUCGGUUCUUGGACACUGACGAGCCAGUGUUGACACAGCAUGUUUAGAUGAGCCAUGACAGUUGUACAGUCAGACUAUGUGUGAAAUUUUGUCACCUCCGUCAUUGUCUUGGAUGUGUUGCCUAAGCACAUUUCAGUAAUGUAAUUCACCAGCCGCCAGGAUGUUCAGCAUCUAUCUUCACAUCUAACUCAUCCGACAAAAUCUAACAAAUCUGCAAUUACUGUGUGUGUGAUGAAUAACGGUUUCCUUCAUGGUAGAAUCUGGGCCUGAUAGUUCUGUGUAAGGCUUGUGUCAGUAACAUACAUGCUUUGUUCAAGGGUUUAAGCUCACCCAUGUGUUGUGGGGGAAAAAUGCUCCAUCUCUCAGCACUGUACUUUGUGUCACUCAUUACUAUUCAGUGUCAAGGAUGUGCGUGUAUUUGAGUGAGUGUUGGACUGGGUGUGUGCGUAUCUCCCCGUCACUCUGACUGAACUGUUUUCUUUUUGAACUAAGAACAAUAGACUUCUGUACUUGUGAAUGGUUUUUCUAUUUUGUUCCUUGAUUCAAUGUUUCUUGCCUUUCUGCAAGUCAAAAAUGCUGUAUUUAUUACAUACCACAGCGCUUAUGCAAUUGUAUAAUCCUUUUAUUGUUUUUUUUUUGUUGUUCUUGGUUUGUUUUUUAACCUUUUGUGUUCCUUAUCGUUAAUGUAAAUUGUUGUCAAAACUUUUGUGGCAAUGGAAAAACUUCUGCUAAGGGAGAUUUUCUGUACUUUUUGGACAAUGAUAUGGAUUUGUGGGUAGAAUUUUGGAAAUUCGUUUCUAAGUGCUUUCAAGUAUUUACUUGGCCUUAUGUAUAUAUAUCUAUCUAUGACAUUUCAGAAAGGUAUGUAUAGUAAUUCAAUCCGAAAUUGUUGUAAAUAAAUUAUAUAUUGUUAAAUGAA